Molecule: messenger RNA, 447 nt
Organism: Nicotiana tabacum (common tobacco)
Lineage: Eukaryota; Viridiplantae; Streptophyta; Magnoliopsida; Solanales; Solanaceae
Product: ethylene-responsive transcription factor ERF098-like
Biological process (GO): regulation of DNA-templated transcription; ethylene-activated signaling pathway
Molecular function (GO): DNA binding; DNA-binding transcription factor activity
Source: RefSeq, a predicted model, not a curated record
AUGGAGGGUAGUAGUUCUAAGGGAAAGAAGGCCAUGCAAGAAAAGGAAAGUGGAAACAAAGGGAAGGAAGAGAUCAAAUAUCGAGGCGUCCGAAGGCGGCCAUGGGGGAAAUUCGCGGCGGAGAUACGUGAUCCGACGAGGCAAAGCGCCCGACAGUGGCUCGGGACGUUUGACACGGCGGAGGACGCGGCGAGGGCGUAUGAUAAGACGGCAUUUAACCUAAGAGGCCAUCUUGCUACCUUGAAUUUCCCUAAUGAGUAUUAUUCUCAGCUUUCUAAUCCUCCUUAUCACUAUCGUACUACUUCAUUUAACAUAAUUAAUCCAAUUAGAAGAGGAUUAGAUAAGGGAAAUUCAUCAAUUGGAAUUCAAGAUAAAGAAAUAAUUGAGUUUGAGUAUCUUGAUGAUAGUGUGCUAGAGGAGCUUCUUGGAUCAGAAGAGCCAAAAUAA